UCAGUGUAAACAUCAGCUUGCGAGUAAAGUCUAGUGAAAUGAGUCACUUUUUAGUUGCGCAAAGGCAAAACCAGGCAACUAGGAGACGCCGAGCAACGCACCCCAAAACACAAACAUGGCCAAACAAGUGGUAACAACGAUAUGUUUUGUUCUUUUUCACUUCAUCAUAAGUUACUGGGCGUUUAUGUCAUCUUGUAGCAUCCACUCACCCACAAAACGCAGCAUACCAGAGAUCGCUAGGUAUUUUGGCACCAAAGGUCGCUAUGAGGAGGUUAACACGUACUUAAUCGAGGAUAUUUUGACCAUAAACAACUCCCUCGUGACGCUGCCUUCCUCGACAUGCCGCGAAAUUCAUUUGACAGCUAUAAUCCGGCACGGGACGAGGUUCCCAACCGCUAAAAACAUCCAAAAGAUGCGCGACUUUUAUAAUCUCGUCGUGCGUAAUGCGACCGACAACUUAAGCUGUUUGUCAGAGAUAAAGUCACGGUGGGAGAUGUGGUACAAGGAUGAGAUGGACGGGCGACUGGUAAACAAGGGCCGUGAGGAUCACAUGAACCUGGCACAGAGACUCAUUAAAUGGUUCCCCUCUUUACUGACCGAGGACAAUGUGCGUCAAGGACGCGUGAAACUGAUCACCAGCUCCAAGCACAGGUGUGUGAACAGUACCAUCGCUUUCAGAGAGGGACUAAUGAGAGGACUCCGCAUAGAAGAAAAAGUUGAGUUGGAACCUGCUGUAAAUGACGCUUUGAUGCGUUACUUUGACCAGUGUGAACGGUUCGUGAAAGAAGUGGAGAACAACAAGAGUGCCUUGGAGGAAGUAAAACGUUUCAGUGAAGGCCCUGAGAUGAAAAGAGUAAUGGAGAAAAUGGCUGACAGGCUGAAGGUCCCUUACACCAGCGUCACCGAUGAUUCAAUGCAAGCAGCAUUCUUCCUGUGUUCAUACGAGUUUACUAUCCUCAAAGUGAACUCGCCCUGGUGCCAGUUGUUUGACGAGGUUGAUGCACAGGUGAUGGAAUACGCUGGUGACCUGAAACAGUACUGGAAACGAAGCUAUGGACAUGAUAUCAACAGCAAGUCCAGCUGUAUUCUUUUCCAUGAUCUUUUCUAUCGUCUUGACCAAGUUGUAACCAAUAUCAACUCGGGUGUUACUGUAUCAGAGGCUGUAACGGUGCAGGUUGGCCACGCUGAGACACUGAUACCCCUCCUCACCCUGCUGGAUCUCUUCAAGGAUGACGUCCCUCUCAAAUCAACUAACUUUGCAACCCAACAGAAUAGAAUAUUUCGCAGUGGACGCAUUGUGCCAUACGCUGCCAAUCUGCUGGUAGUGCUCUAUAAAUGCCCGGGGGGAAUAAGAAUUGGUGUGCGACUCAAUGAGAAAUCUUUGACCUUGCCUGGACUUACCGACCCUGUCCCUGUGUAUGAGGAUGUGAAGAAACACUACAGCGCUCUACUGGGGGGUUGUGACCAAGAGACUGUGUGUAAAAUUCAUUCAUGAACAUAAAAGAACAAUACAACUCACUACCCAGCCCACUGACACUGAAUAACAUUUUGAAAACUGUUGGUAGAACAGUAUGGUAGAAAAAGUUAUCUGUUAUAUAAGUAUAACACAAUUUACCCCCGUACUAUUACUUAGCCUACUGAUUUUAUGGACUGAAUUACUGUCUGCAUGGACCAAUAAGAGACAGAAACUUCCAAAAUAGAGUACCUUAAGAAAAGGACAUAUUAAAGACAGAAAGAAAGCAGAGAAAUCAGUUCUAACCAACCAAUUAAACAAAUAAGCACAUUUGACAUUUCACAUGAAAAAUCUUUCAGCACUAUACAAUGUCACUUUUAGUAAAGGACGGUCUUCACAUUGGUUCAUUUUUUAAAUUCUACAUGAUUUUUUUAAAAUCAUGACCCAGUGGUUGUACAUUGUUUACAUGCUUGAAUUGUAAAUGAUUGGUUUUGUUAGGGUCUCCUGAGUCUUUUGUUCUUGCUUACUACUAAAGUAUCAAUUGUAUGUAAAAUGAUCUAUUCAAACCAAAGACUAUUUUGUCAAGUACUGUAUGUACUGCCUGUUUGAUUUUAUUUCCAGACCACAUUUAUAAAAUAAAUAAAUCGUAUGUAAAAAUGUG
This is a messenger RNA of Pimephales promelas (fathead minnow), 2114 nucleotides long. RefSeq names its product multiple inositol-polyphosphate phosphatase 1a (gene minpp1a). Lineage: Eukaryota; Metazoa; Chordata; Actinopteri; Cypriniformes; Leuciscidae. The record is from RefSeq and is a predicted model, not a curated record. Gene Ontology annotation, molecular function: acid phosphatase activity; inositol phosphate phosphatase activity.